Paramisgurnus dabryanus is the source of this 1342-nucleotide messenger RNA. RefSeq lists its product as uncharacterized. Lineage: Eukaryota; Metazoa; Chordata; Actinopteri; Cypriniformes; Cobitidae. The record is from RefSeq and is a predicted model, not a curated record. Gene Ontology annotation, molecular function: RNA polymerase II cis-regulatory region sequence-specific DNA binding; DNA-binding transcription factor activity. Gene Ontology annotation, biological process: regulation of transcription by RNA polymerase II.
UGAUGGAAGUGAAAGAGGAGAGUCAAGCUGAAGUGAAUGAGAAACAUCAGAUUGUAAAAAUAAACCAUAAUGUUUCACAGAAAGAAACUCUGAAGACAGAAGACAUAAAGUGUGAAAAUAAUUUCAGUGAAGAUGAACACCCUGCAGAUCACAAGAGAACUCGCAGUAAGCAGAAACCUUUCACAUGUCAUCAGUGUGGAAAGAGUUUCAGAACAAAAGCUCACCUCAAAGCACACAUGAGGAUUCACACUGGAGAAAAACCAUUCACAUGCCAACAGUGUGGAAAGAAUUUCAUAAGCAAAGCUUACCUUAAUAAACAUGUGAGGAUUCACACUGGAGAGAAACCUUACACGUGUCAACUAUGUGAAAAGAGUUUCACCUUUCAAGCAAACCUUUACCGCCACAUGAAAACUCACAGUGGGGAAAAGCCACACGCAUGCCAUCACUGUGACAAGAGUUUCAUAGAUAAAAGUCAACUUAAGAAACACAUAAGAGUUCACACUGGAGAGAAACCUUUCAUGUGUCAACAGUGUGGAAAGAGUUUUUCUAUUGAAGGUAACCUUAAGAUACACGAAAGAAUUCACACUGGAGGGAGAACGUUCACUUGCCAUGAUUGUGAAAAAUGUUACAGAAGUAAGAGUAACCUUAAAGCACACAUGAAAAUUCACAAAGGAGAGAAACCAUAUGUAUGUUUUCAGUGUGAAAAGUGUUUCAGUAUGGAGUGUCACCUUAAGAAACACAUGAUAACUCACAGUGAAAAGAAACCUCACGCAUGUCUUCAGUGUGAAAAGAGUUUCAGAGAUAAAACGAAUCUUGAGACUCACAUGAGAAAUCACACUGGAGAGAAACCUUACAUAUGCUCUCAGUGUGAAAAGAGUUUUACAUGUCAAAGUAAUCUUAAGACACACUUGAAAAUUCACACUGGAGAAAAACCGUUCACAUGUCUUCAGUGUGAAAAGAGUUUCAUAAAUAAAAAUGGACUUAAAAAUCACAUGAGAAGUCACACUAAAGAGAAACCGUUCAAAUGCCAUGAGUGUAAAAAGAGUUUCAAAACAAAAGCUUAUAUUAAAAUACAUGCAAGAUUUCACACUCAAUAGAAACCAUUCAUGUGUCAAUAGUGUGGAUAUGGCAAAAAGUUAAUAAAUCAGCUGAGGUCUUUUUAAUAAGACAGAUCUCAAAUCGAAAGUGACCUGUAUUGCAGUGUGUCAUGUAGCUGUCCAUCAAUGUAAACAAUGUGCAAAGUAGUUGAACCAAAAAGUGCUUGAUUAAUAAAGUUACUGGCUUCUAGCGAGUCGACUCUGAAUCGCUGAAACGAGUCCUCAUAUGGAUUGAAUCUCCUGCC